GAUGCCUCCGCCCAUGCUUCGUUUUAAUGGGCAAGGUCCGCGCGUCUUGCUGCUUCGGAAGCUUGGUGUGUGUGACCGGUGUGGCAAGACCUCGACUUAUAAAUGCUGGGCGAACGAUUCCUGACGCACCCAACAAGCCUCAUCCCCUCAUCAUUCCAGGUAGCGGUGCGUUGAUUGGUGCCUUUUUUUCAAAAAGGGCGUACCAAAUUCAGAAGCGGCUCUUUGUACAGUCGAGAUACUUACCGAGUUGCUCUGGUUAGUCUCGAGUUGCGUCACUCUUCACGCCCGUCAGAGUCCGCGCGCUCAUCGUCGCUGCUCCGAUCCUCCAUAUAGCGAUUUCGUCAAGCCAGAAGUUCUAUGCCGACGCGCAACAUGCUGCUCGAUGCAGUGUGGCUUUGCACUUUCCUCCUGAUGGGGUUUGGAGUCUCGGCGUUGAAGCCUUUUCCCGGCAAACGCCUCGUGGAUGGUGGUGAAGCCGUGUUCAAAUACCAGGUGCGCGCCCACAUCAGCAAUGAAGACGUCCUAGAAUCCAGGAAUGCAGUCUACGCUUUGAAAAGAAGAGGUUUGGGAUCCUUGAUCUGCUGCAAGGCCAUGCCAGAAGUGGAAGAAGCUGCGCACACUCACAAGUGGGCAGAGAUCGAGCACCUCCACGAGAAUCCGCCCCACGUAUCUUUGGCUAUGACGUCCAAGUCAUCCACCUUUCGACCUAUCCCUAAAGAGUGGCAAGGCACGCAGUACAUCAACCACCCCUACGUCAUCCCAACGAAAGCCACAUCCCUGAAGGUCGACCCUUCGCAGAUCGGCGCACACGUCACCGGCUCACUCGGCCCGACGGACGUGAGGCUGGAGUCUGGCAAUCAUGAUUGGCACGUCAAGCAGAAUUUCGCCGAGGACAUCUACGGUAACCUACACCUCACCAGCCACGAGAUCACAAAGGUUCCCCACACAGACACACAUCUGCCCAUGGAUAAGCUGCCUCCAGGACCAGACGGUGGAGAAAUGAGGCCUCCGAAGCAGAUUCGGCGCCAUACGACCGAAAGACCAGAGCUCGUUCGAGAUAAAGAGCCAGCGUCGCACUCGACGUACGCGGGCGACAAGACGUGGGAGUGGAACAAGGAGCCCAACGAAUUGAAAAAACGGCCGUCCCAGGACCUUCAUCUCAAGUUUCACAAGUACGCUCCCAUCCAUUUCCGAGAGGUCAGGCAGUACCAUACCGAGGUCGCUGGCCAGCCCACCUUCGUGGUGACAAAAGAAGCUCGCCAUCCACCCUUGCCAGAGCAGUACGCUGAGCUCCCAAGCGCUAGUUCAAAGCAUGGACAAGAAAGAGAUUCCAACGCUGGCACUUCCAUGGCUGACGUGCCUAGCCGGCAGAGCAAGCUCGUGCCUUACGAAAAGAAGCGCUUGCCAAGCUUCUUUUGAUCCAGCUGUGCAAAUCUCAUCGUCAUUUACGCCCUUUUCCGCCGCGUGGUCUUGACUCUAUCCGCCAUCGUUGUCGAAGGCGUCGUAUCGCCGUGGGCGUUCUCAGCAGGGCUACCUGUCUGCGCCUGAGAGGAAGGUCGCAAUGGACUGCUGGCCUUUCCGUGCGGCGUUGGCCUAUGUGUGGGUUCUUUGCCAGCGCUAGCAGAUUCAAGGGUUUGAAUGCGCCUCGAUACUGGCCUUCGCGGUCGAUGAUAGCUGCUCGUGUCAACUUGCUUGAGUAGCAUUGGUGUAAGUGUCUCAGUUUCUGGCUGUGCAGCAACGAGAGGAGCAGCCGGAGGUGUCGGAAUGAAAGGCUUGGCGUCG
Molecule: messenger RNA, 1782 nt
Organism: Ceraceosorus guamensis
Lineage: Eukaryota; Fungi; Basidiomycota; Exobasidiomycetes; Ceraceosorales; Ceraceosoraceae
Exons: 1
Coding region: 358-1419 (353 amino acids)
Source: RefSeq, a predicted model, not a curated record